Pochonia chlamydosporia 170 is the source of this 2328-nucleotide messenger RNA. RefSeq names its product dipeptidyl-peptidase IV. The transcript has a single exon. The record is from RefSeq and is a predicted model, not a curated record. The coding region runs from base 1 to 2328 and encodes 775 amino acids. Gene Ontology annotation, molecular function: serine-type peptidase activity; dipeptidyl-peptidase activity. Gene Ontology annotation, biological process: proteolysis. NCBI's taxonomy places the organism in Eukaryota, Fungi, Ascomycota, Sordariomycetes, Hypocreales, Clavicipitaceae.
AUGCGGGUGACAGAGUUGGUGUUUACUCUGUCGCUCUUUGCGAGCUUCAGUCUUCAAGAAAGCAUCGAGCCUCGCAAACCACACCAGCCAUCUGGCAAUGGCGAUCGUCUUCUCACAUACAAUGAAACAACGCCUUCGCCCAAGCUCCGUCCAUCCACAAUCUCUGUGCGUUGGGCAACCACUGGUGAUGAUGGGCAGUACAUCACCACCAACAACAAUUCCGACUUGGUCUUGGUAAAUGUUGCUACCAAUGAGCAAACCACUUUUCUAGCAGCUGAGAAGAAACCCAAGGGCCUGCACGACUUUUGGAUCCGACAUGACCAGGAGACGCUUUUGGUCGCUACCAAUUACACCAAGCAAUAUCGCCAUUCCUAUUUCGCAAACUACCUUCUUGUUGACGUAAAGACCGGCAAGCAGUCUCCUCUUGUAGACGACCAGAUCGGGGACAUUCAAUACGCCACCCUGGCACCUAGCGGAACCACGGUUGCCUUUGUCCGUGGUAACAAUGUCCAUCUUCGUGACGAAGCUGGCAAGAUCCAUCAGAUCACCAGCAAUGGGAGCCCCGACAUGUUCAAUGGCGUGCCUGACUGGGUAUACGAGGAAGAAAUUCUUGGUGAUCGGUCUGCUCUGUGGUAUUCCCCCGACGCAAAGUUUAUUGCCUUUUUGAGCUUCAACGAAACGGGCGUGGAAACUUUUACAAUUCCUUACUACAUGGCCGGACAAAAGGUUGCUCCACCCUACCCAAGGGAGCUGAAGCUGCGUUAUCCCAAGGUUGGAUCGACGAAUCCCAGUGUUGAACUGAACAUUUUGGACGUGGAGACAAAAAAGGUUGCCAAAGUGCCCGUCAAUGCUUUCCCCAAGGACGACGCCAUCAUUGGUGAGGUCACUUGGGUGACUGAUAAACACUCAGCACUCAUUUACCGCGUCUUCAAUCGCGUUCAAGACCGAGAGCAACUCGUCGUAGUUAACCCCCAGUCCCUGGCCACCAAGAUUGUACGAAAACGGGAUGGAACCGAUGGUUGGUUGGAUAAUUCCAUGGCCAUAUCAUAUGUGGGAAAAGUCCGGAAUUCUUGCAACAGCACCUACUAUGUGGACUUGUCUGAUGAGUCUGGAUGGGCACACAUCUAUCUUUUCCCUGUCAAUGGUGGCAAAGCUGUGCAGUUGACAUCUGGUCAAUGGGAGGUCGUGUCCAUUUUGAAGGUCGAUACAUCCAAGAAGCUCAUCUACUUUCAGUCGACAAUGCGCCACAGCACCGAGAAGCACCUGUACAGUGUGUCGUACAGCACCAAAAAGAUCACCGCCCUUGUGAAUGACAAAAUACCGGCUGUUUGGGGUGCGUCCUUUUCUUCCAAUGGAGGAUACUAUAUCUUGACGUACUCUGGCCCCGACGUCCCGUAUCAGGAGUUGUACGCUUCCAACAACACAGCCAAGCCGUUGCGUACCAUCACUUCCAAUGCCGAGUUUUACAAGCAAAUUAAGCAAUAUAACCUUCCAAACAUCACUUACUUUGAGCUCCAGCACCCGGAUGGCUUCUCGUUGAACGUGAUGCAGCAACUUCCGCCAAACUUUGACGCGAGCAAGAGGUAUCCCGCCUUGUUCACCCCAUACGGUGGUCCCGGUUCCCAAUCAGUGACCAAGAGCUUUCAGCCUCUUGGUUGGAAGGCCUAUAUUGCAUCCGAGCCUGAACUUCAAUACAUUGUUUAUACAGUCGACAACCGCGGCACGGGGAACAAGGGCCGAAAGUUCCGAUGCUCCGUUACGAAGCGUCUUGGUGAUUAUGAGGCCAAAGACCAGAUCUGGGCUGCUCAACGACUUGUCUCACGAAACAAAUUUUUAGACCCGCAGAAAGUUGGUAUCUGGGGAUGGUCUUUUGGGGGCUAUCUUACGGCCAAGGUAGUCGAAGCUGACUCUGGUACCUUUACAUUUGGUCUGAGCACCGCACCCGUAUCGGACUGGCGGUUUUAUGACUCAAUGUAUACUGAGCGAUAUAUGAAAACACCAGCUACCAACGGAGACGGAUACAACAAAUCGGCUGUUCGAAAGACUGACGGAUUCAAGAAUCUUGCUGGAACGUUUGCAUUGAUGCAUGGUACGGGUGAUGACAAUGUGCACUACCAGAAUGCAGCAACACUGGCAGACCUACUUGUGGACAAUGGAGUCUCGCCAAACAAAUUCAAGAUGAUGGCCUUCACAGACAGUGAUCACGGCAUCAGUUUCCAUGGCGCUAGUGCUUUCAUUUACAAGUUUCUAACCGGCAAGUUGUGGGAUGAAGUUCAGCGCAAGGAUAAGAGCCUGGUCCACCAGUGGGAUCGGCGCAGGACUAGGUAG